AUGAUCCCACGGUGGCUGCUGCUCACACUGAGCCUGCUGCUGGUAUGGGCUUCGCACCCAGCAGCGGCAAAGGGAAACGACCCGAAUGUCGUGACCCAUGAACUCAACGCUCCGCCCUUAGACCUGUUCUACUUCCGCGGCACAAACACCAUCCUCUACCGUGACAAGAAUUCCCUAACCGCGCAUGUCUCCUUUGACGGUGGCGAGAAAUGGGAGACCGUCAAAGGCAAGGAUGGAACCAUGGAAGGAACCGUCGAAUUGAUCUGGAGACAUCCGUUCGACGUCAACCGCGCGUACAUCCUCGGUGAGAAUGGCAAGCACUGGAUUACGACCGACCAGGCCAAGUCGUGGAAACCCUUCCAGGUGGAUGUACUGCCAUUCGCGUCGAUGCGCUCGUUCCCAUUGGAGUUCAAUGGCUGGGAUCCGAAGAAGGUCAUCUUCAUGGGUCUGGACUGCACUAUCCUUGGCUGCAUGCCCCAAGCGUAUUAUACCAUCGACGACUUCGAGAAUGUCCAGCCCUUGCGCGAGAUGACGCUCCAGUGUAUGUGGGCUGCGAGCCGCCCGCAGUUCGCAUUGGACAUCGACAUGCCGAAGUCGACAGGAGACCGGAUCCUCUGCGUGGUCCCUGGGUUGAAGGGGCCCUUUGAGCAUACCCGUACCGAGCGGUUGAUAUAUUCCGAUAAAUUUUUCAAAGACGAUCCGGAGGGUAUCGAGGCGAAAUUGGACCAUGGAAAACCGCUGAGCGGUAUCAGUCUUCAAGUCCGCUCUGUGUCCAAGUACAUCGUGGCGCGCCUUCAAUCGCGCGGUACGCAGGAGCAAGCUUUGUACGUCAGUGACGACUCGAAUGUGUGGCACCGCGCGGAGUUUGGCAAGCACCGCAUUGAAGAGGAUGCCUAUACUAUCUUAGAAAGCACCAACUACAGCAUCCAGAUCGACGUGCAAACCACCUGGCAUGAUAACCGGAUGGGAAGGCUUUUCUCGUCCAACUCCAAUGGCACCUACUUUACGCAAAAUAUCGAGCACACGAACGAGGACCUGAAUGGCUUGGUCGAUUUUGAGAAAGUCACGGGUAUCCAUGGUAUCACGAUCGUCAACACGGUCAAGAACUGGGAGGAAGCUGGGAAGUCUGACUCAAAUAAAAAGAAGCUUAUCAGCAGUAUCAGUUUUGACGAUGGGAGAACAUUCCAACCUCUCAAGGCUGAUAAAGACGACCUACACCUCCAUUCAAUGACCACCUACGCCGCGCUGCGGGAGAUGCCCAUGCCAGACCACCGCAUGUUCUCAAGCCCGGCUCCGGGCUUGGCCAUGGGCGUUGGUAACACUGGAGGUCACCUCGAGGACUACUCCAAGGGUGAUCUCUAUGUUUCAGACAACGCGGGUCUUACCUGGCGGCGCGCACUCAAGGGUCCGCACCGGUACGAGUUUGGCGACCAAGGAGGCGUGAUCAUGGCCGUCUUGGAUAGCAGCCAGACGGACAAUGUCCAAUUUUCCAUCGAUCACGGGAAAGAGUGGGAGUCGAUUGAUCUGAAGCAGAAGAUCAGGCCUCUGUUCCUGAUCUCAACGCCGGAUUCGACCAGCCUCAAGUUCCUACUCGUUGGUAUUUCCAGCGACAACACCAAAGUCCUCAUGUUUUUUAUUGACUUUGAUGGCCUCCACGAGCGCCAGUGUGGCCCUGGAGACCUUGAAGAGUGGACUGCUCGUUUAAAUGAAAAGGGCGAGCCGGAUUGUCUGAUGGGUCAGAAACAGUUCUUCCAACGCCGUAAGGCAAAUGCGGAUUGCUUCAUCAAGAAGGAAUUCGCCAUCAGCGGCCCUGAAUUCAAACCCUGCAAGUGUUCUGCCGAAGACUUUGAAUGCGACUACAACUUUGUUCGCAGCGAGGACCGCAAGGAGUGUGUACCGGCUGCCCCGCUGACACCCCCGGCUGGCAAGUGCAAUGAGCCCAGCGAUAAGUAUAUGGGCCCCUCAGGAUGGCGACUCAUCCCCGGCAACGCAUGCAUCCGCGAAGGUGGCGAGGAUCUCGAGCGCCAGAUUGAGCGCUCCUGCUCGAAUGUCACGGGGCCUCCUCUCAUCACCGAUGGCAAACCUCGGGCAGGAAAGCCACAGACCAUCUCUGCCAAGAAUACAAACUACUUCUAUCUCGAACGACAGGCCAGUAACAACGGCAUUGAUGAGACCAUCAUGAUGCUCACAGAUAAAUACGAGCUGCAUAUCUCGCGCGACCAUGGCCGGAACUGGAAGCAAAUCCACCCGGAGGAGAAGUUUACGGAAAUGGUUCCGCAUCCUUACUUCAGUGAUGCGGCUUUCUUCCUCACCGACAGCAAGAGGGUGUACUACACUAUCAAUCACGGUGAUUCUUUCCACUUCUUUGACGCUCCCAGUGUGCCGACCAAGGAGAACAUCCGCGCGCUCGCUUUCCAUGAGAAGUUCCAGGACUCCCUUAUCUGGAUUGGUCACAAGGACUGUGAGGGGAAGAACUGUCGCUCGCAGGCGUACGUUACCGACAAGCGAGGCGCUAGUUGGGACCCGAUGCUUAUUGGGAUCGCCGACGGCGGUUGUAACUUUGGAUAUCAUGAGGGCCGCAACAACAGUGAAAAACUGGUGAUUUGCGAGCAAUAUAAAGAUGAGGAAAAGAACAACAACCGGCAGCUGGUUCUCAGUGAUGAUUAUUUCUCUACCAUGGACGUCAAGUUUGAGAACAUCGCCCGUUCCGCUACCAAGAAUCGCUUCGUCGUCGUCGCCUGGUACGAAGGAGACCAGAAGGAAUACCUGAAUGCCAGCGUUAGCGUCGACGGCCGCACUUACGCUAACGCACACUUCCCUUUCAACAUCAAGGUCCCCCAGUAUACUGUCCUACCUAGCUCCCCGCACGCAUUGUUCCUCCUUGUGAUUGCGAACGGGGGAGAUAAACGGAGCUUCGGCUCCCUAGUCAAAAGUAACAGCAACGGCACCUACUUCGUCCAGAGUCUCGAGGGGCUGAACGUCAACGACCGCGGCUACACGGACUACGAUGAGUUGCAAGGCCUUGAGGGCGUGGCCAUUGCCAAUGUGGUUUCGAAUCGGGAAGAAGUUCUGAAUAAGGGCGCGACCAAGAAGCUACGCACUAUGAUCACCCACAACGACGGUGGUCAGUGGAUGCUUCUGGCUCCCCCGAGUCAAGAUGUCGAUGGCAAGAAAUUCGAUUGCUCCGUUACGGAGAGUAGAGGCACCGAGAAAUGCGCUCUCCAUUUCCACGGCUACACCGAACGCCGCGAUUACCGCGACACCCUCUACUCGGGCUCCGCCAUCGGCCUGAUGCUCGCGCUCGGCAACGUCGGUGAGCAUCUCACCAGCGCAAGCGAAGCCGACACAUACCUCACCAGGGACGGCGGCAUCACCUGGACGCAAGUCAAGAAGGGACAGUACAUGUGGGAAUUCGGCGCCGCAGGCUCAGUAAUCGUACUCGUCAGCGACCGGAAGGCAACCAAGGUCGUACACUACACACUCGACGAGGGUGUGAGCUGGCACGAGUUCCAGUUCGCCGAAAAGGAACUGGUCAUCGACGAUAUCUCGACCGUGCCAUCAGAUACAUCGAAGAACUUCCUGCUCUGGGGAAUGGACGGCGGCAAGCGUGUCACCAUCACACUUGACUUCAGCGGUAUCUGGAGCCGCGACUGUAACGACGAUGAAAACGAUUACUAUAACUGGGCGCCCUCUCAUCCCUUCCAGGAAGAGAACUGUCUCUUCGGCCAUGUCGAGGAGUACCACCGCAAGAAACCUGCUGCUGAGUGCUGGAAUGCCUGGCGUGAGCCACACAUCCACAGCAUCGGCCGGAACUGCACUUGCACCCGUGCUGAUUUCGAAUGCGAUUACAACUACGAAAUCCAAACCGACGGCAGCUGCGGCCUCGUCCCGGGCCUCCAACCCCAAGACCACAUCGCACAAUGCGCCCAAGACCCCGAGAAGGUUGAAUACUGGGAACCAACCGGCUACCGCCGAAUCCCGCAAACAACCUGUGAAGGCGGCCUCCUCCUAGACCAGGACGUGUCAAAACCGUGCCCAAACAAAGAAGAGGAAUACCAAAAGAAGCACGGCAUCAGCGGAACAGGUCUAUUCUUCGCGAUCGUGACACCGAUCGCUGUCGCCCUCGCCGUCGGCUGGUAUGCGUACACGCACUGGGACGGCAAAUUCGGCCAGAUCCGGCUGGGCGAUGGCGGAGUCGCGUCGCAGAGCUGGGUAUCCAGGGACUCGGUGCUAGUUGCGGUGCCUGUGGCGAUUAUCGCGGGUGUUGUUGCCGUUGCGCAGUCUCUGCCGUUACUUGUUAAGAGUUUGGCGCGGAGCACGUCUGGGUUGUUUGGGAGACGAGGCGCGCAGAGACCUUAUGCUACGCGUGGCUCGUUUGCGGCGAGGAGGGGGGAUUAUUCUUCUGUUGUUGAUGAUGAGGAUGAGUUGCUUGGAGCUGAUGAUUUUGAUGAUGAGGAGGAGCAAGCUUAG
Penicillium samsonianum is the source of this 4470-nucleotide messenger RNA. RefSeq names its product vacuolar protein sorting/targeting protein 10. NCBI's taxonomy places the organism in Eukaryota, Fungi, Ascomycota, Eurotiomycetes, Eurotiales, Aspergillaceae. Gene Ontology annotation, cellular component: membrane; Golgi apparatus. Bases 1 to 4470 code for a protein of 1489 amino acids. The record is from RefSeq and is a predicted model, not a curated record. Gene Ontology annotation, molecular function: protein binding. Gene Ontology annotation, biological process: protein targeting to vacuole; Golgi to vacuole transport; Golgi to endosome transport. The transcript has 2 exons.